This is a messenger RNA of Hibiscus syriacus, 2233 nucleotides long. RefSeq names its product transcription termination factor MTERF2, chloroplastic-like. Gene Ontology annotation, biological process: regulation of DNA-templated transcription. Bases 32 to 1993 code for a protein of 653 amino acids. The record is from RefSeq and is a predicted model, not a curated record. Lineage: Eukaryota; Viridiplantae; Streptophyta; Magnoliopsida; Malvales; Malvaceae. Gene Ontology annotation, molecular function: double-stranded DNA binding. The transcript is spliced from 6 exons.
UAUCCAUUUGCAAUUCCUACCAUAACCAAAAAUGCUUUCUUACUCUCCUCCGCCAUGCCUCCACCUUCAUCUCCACCGUUACGCUCGUUCCACCACCAUCUCCUCCUCCCUUCACCGCCAACUUAAUCAUCCCACUACUCAAUCACCUGACCCCGUCCUCCGUAUUCAUAACUCAAAGACCACCUCCCUCCUCCACCGCCAACCGGCCACCACCACCAACAACAACAAAACAGAGAAUCCACCCCAUGGAAACGAAAAUGACCAACCCCAGCACCGAGAUUCCUCGCAAGCCACCGAAGAUAAUCCCCAAACCCCACAAUUUACACUUCCACCUCAAGAAAAACAAAACAUCCUAGAAAUGUCCCUCGUCACCAAACGUCCCCCGCAAUUCCCAGGCUCCAUUUACUCAAAUUCCCUCCCUUCUCUCCAAUCCGUUCUCCAAACCCAAAACGACGCCCAACGCCUAGAAAACGACGACGAGGAGGAUGAGGAGGUGAUGAUAAGGCGGGCGCUUGAGAUUAGAAGAAAGGUAACAGCUGAGGUUUUUAAAGGAGCAAUGAAAAAGGGAAAGUUUGGGAUUACUUAUUCGACGAAUUUGGUUAAUAGGCUGCCGGAGUUUAUUGAUAACGUGAUGAUUGAAGCGGCCGCCUUGAAAAGGUUGCCUGAGUUUAAAGAUUCGACCUUCAAUUUACGUGCUAGGGUGGUUAUUGAUGACUCCAAUGUUGUUCCCCUUAUAAGGUGGCUGAAACACAAUAGCCUCUCAUACCCCAAAAUUGCUAAGCUGAUAUGCAUGUCUAAAGGAAAUCUUUACUCCAUAAGACGGCUUGUCGAGUGGUUGAAGACGGUUCAUGUGAAAGGAGAGUUUAUAGGUUCAACGCUUUUGAAAUCCGGAGAUGAUAUUUUGCAACGGAGAAUCGAAGAAUUGGAUGAGAUCGUUGAGUAUUUGGAGAGUAAUGGAGUUAGGAGGGAUUGGAUUGGUUUUGUUAUUAGCCGAUGCCCGAGGUUGCUGUCCUAUAGGAUGGAGGAAGUGAAAGCUCGAGUUGAGUUUUACUUGAGUAUGGGUAUGAAUGAGAAUGAUUUCGGGACAAUGGUAUUUGAUUAUCCGGGCGUACUCGGCUACUUCACUCUUGAAGAGAUGAAUGAAAAGGUUAAUUAUCUUAAAGAAUUUGGCCUCGAUACCGAACAUGUUGGGAAAUUACUAGCAUUCAGGCCACAGUUGAUGGGCUGUAGCAUUGAAGAAAGAUGGAAGCCUCUUGUUAAGUACUUAUAUUACCUUGGAAUUACCCGAGAUGGAAUGAGGAGAAUGCUUACCAUUAAGCCAAUGAUUUUCUGUUUUGAUUUCGAGACUACAAUUGCACCAAAGGUACAAUUUUUCCGGGACCUUGGUGUUCGAGAGGAUGCCAUUGGUAACAUGCUUGUUAAGUUCCCUCCCCUACUAACAUACAGCCUGCACAAGAGAAUUCGACCAGUGGUCAUAUUUUUGAUGACCAAAGCUGGAGUCACCGAGAAGGAUAUCGGAAAGGUUGUAGCUUUGGGACCAGAGCUAUUUGGUUGCAGUAUAACAAAAACCCUCGAUGUUAAUGUAAAAUAUUUUCUUUCACUUGGCAUACGAGUUAGACAGCUGGGUGAGAUGAUUGCUAAUUUCCCUAAACUACUUCGAUAUAAAGUAGAUCUUCUCUAUCCCAAGUAUCGAUAUUUACGAAGAACGAUGGUCCGUCCCUUGCAGGAUCUGAUCGAGUUUCCAAGGUUUUUCAGCUAUUCUCUCGAAGAGCGAAUAAUUCCAAGGCAUAAAAUCAUGGUGGAGAAUCGGGUAAACUUCAAACUUCGUUACAUGUUGGCCUGCACCGAUGAAGAGUUUGACGAAAGGGUUGCAGAUAAGGUUGAAAGGAGGCGAAGGUUUGAAUCUGGUCUCAUGGAAAAUGCACCGUCUUGUUCCUCAACAGCCCAAGGUACCCCGGGGAAGACUGAUGGUAGUAGCUUAUCUAGCCAAUGAAAACGAGUUUUCGAAGGAGGGGACAGAUGAGAAAUUGAUAUUCUCGGAGAGAGGAUUUGCCGGGGAGGUAGUCGUAACGAGUUUGAAGAACUCAGUGGCCUCAUUCUUUGUAGAUAAUAAUGAAAUUUCACCAAGGAACAAAGGGUUUGUGUAUAUUUAGUGGGGUUAUGCACCGUGUAUGUAUUGAAUAUAUGGUGACAUUUUGUUCCCUGAGCAAAGAGAAUGCUUAUAUGUUUUCCU